Musa acuminata AAA Group (dessert banana) is the source of this 2685-nucleotide messenger RNA. Its product is annotated as pentatricopeptide repeat-containing protein At5g13770, chloroplastic-like. Gene Ontology annotation, molecular function: protein binding. The record is from RefSeq and is a predicted model, not a curated record. Lineage: Eukaryota; Viridiplantae; Streptophyta; Magnoliopsida; Zingiberales; Musaceae. The transcript has a single exon. Bases 602 to 2413 code for a protein of 603 amino acids.
AGGCAUCCGCGAGCGCCGUUUUAGAGGUCAGCGACGCGUUAAGCAAGGCGAGAGCCUGCGACAACAGAAAACCUUAGAACAGCAUCCGCACGAAGGGCAGAGGAAGAGAGAAGAACACGACUCACCUCCUCUACCCCUAUGCUCAGCUCCGCCUCCUCGACCCGCUCAUCGACUUCUCUGCAAAGCGAAACGACCGUCGCGAUCGAGACGAGCUCGUCCGUCACCGUGUACAUGAAUUCCUCGCAGUAGCCGCCUCCGUCCGAUGCCAUGUAGUUCCUGUUUUUGGGGUCGAUGAGCUUCGACGCCGAUGUUGUGCUUAGAUCACCCACGAUGGCCUUUCAGGGGUGAUUAAGUCGGGCAGAAUGCGUCAUCAGUGGCUUAGAGCACAUUGCUUCGGGUUCCUGUGCUCCACAUGUGCAAGUAAAGUAAAGCCAGUUCCGUGCCCGUGCGACGAACACUAUAUCUGGCAGAAUCUUACCGGUCCCUGCAGCUUCCACGUGACCCUCUACUAUUCGCUCACUUGAUACUCCACAACAUCCAGUAGAGGAUAAGGUAUUUAUGAGCGCAGAUAAGCUCUCCCUACACGAUUUCUAAUGGCCAAAUGGUGCUCCAAUGGCCUCUCGCUCCAAUUCCUCCUCCUAAAAGCUUCUCCCCUGCCCAACUCUGCUCCUCCACCUUCUUCUUCCGUUUCAGGAAACAGAGAUUUGUAGUAUUCAACUUCUCAAAAUCCAGCCCUCCUCUCCUCGACGAUGCCUCGAGUGAUCUCCACGCCAUCCCACUCCCUUCUGUCCCCCUGCAAGCCUCUCCUGCUGCGGGCACCGAGAUCACGAAUGAAUUCAUCCAGGGCGUGUGCAGAAAUCUGCAGACCGAGGCUGUUGCGUUUGAGUAUUACCAGAAGGCGAAAGAGCUGCCGGUUUUCCGGCCGGAUCGACGGACCCUGAAGCUUCUCAUUAGGAGUUUGGUCAAAUCCAAGCAGUGGAGCUCCAUCUCGGCCCUGGUCGACGAUCUCAGGUUCUUUGGUGUGGUUCCGGAUCGAUUUACAUGCGCUAGGUUGAUCGGUAGCUGCAUCAGAGCAAGAAAGUUCAAGCUCGCGGAGGCAUUGCUCGGAGUUCUUGAAUCCAAGAAAGGGAGUGAGGCCGCCAUCUCUGCUUUCAGUGCAGCAAUGUGUGGCUACAACCAGCUCCACAUGUACAACUGCACGGUUUCGGCUUACGAGCGGAUGACGGCCGCCGGGCUUUCCCCUAAUACCAGCUGCUACCGGUGGAUCCUCGAAGCAUAUCGAGAGCUGGGGGAGACAGAGAAGGUGAUUGCUCUGUUUCUUGAAUACGAGUCCAAAGAGUCGAAAGCUUCGUCCGAGUCUGCCGAGAUAUACUCGAUCUUGUGUGAUUCGCUGGGGAGGUCAGGAAGAGCCUUCGAAGCUCUCAGAUACUUCAGGGAGAUGGAAGCAAAGGGACUGUCUCCAAACACUGCCAUCUAUGCUUCACUGAUGAGUUCCUUUGCAGGGAUUAGAGAAGCAGAGAUAGUGGAGGAUCUCUUCCAAGAAGCACUAGCCAAGGGCAUGGUGAGAGACAACGCCAUGCUCAUGAAACUGGUUCUGAUGUUUGUGGACGUGGGGCAGCUGGAGAAGACCCUUGCGGUUGUGCAGGCCAUGAGGAAGAUGGAAAUCAGGGUAUCGGACUGCGUACUCUGCACUAUCAUCAAUGGCUUCGCGAGAAAGAGAGGACUCAGAUCUGCAGUGGCGGCUUACGGGCAACUGUUGUCCGAAGGGUGUCAACCAGGACAAGUAACAUAUGCUUCAAUCAUCAAUGUCUAUUGCCGCCUGGGGCUCCCCCGGAUGGCCGAGUCUACCUUUGCGGAAAUGAUAGACAAAGGUUUCGACAAAUGUGUUGUUGCUUACUCUAACAUGAUCUCCAUGUACGGGAAGAUGGGCAAGGUGAAGGAUGCCAUGAGGCUUCUCGCUAAGAUGAAGGAGAAGGGUUGCAAGCCAAACGUAUGGGUCUACAACUCUCUCCUAGACAUCCAUGGUAGACUGAUGAACUUGAGGCAGGUGGAGAAGCUCUGGCAGGAGAUGAAACGCAGGCAGAUAGCACCCGACAAGGUCAGCUACACAAGCAUCAUUAGUGCCUACAGCAAAGCCAGAAGAAUCGAUGAGUGCAUCGACUUCUUCGAAGAGUUUAAGGGGAAUGGUGGGAAGGUGGACAGAGCCAUGGCUGGGAUAAUGGUGGGAGUCUUCUCAAAGGGAAGUAGGUUGGAUGAGUUGAUUAAGCUGCUGCAGGACAUGGAGUUGGCAGGGACUGGUUUGGAUGCACGGCUGCACGAGUCAGCUUUGAAUGCUUUAAGGGAUGCAGGGCUUCAAGUUCAUAUGAACGGGUUUCGGAAAAGCUUCGUCUCGAAGGAGGAUAAGACUUUGUAGGCAAAUAUAUAUCUGGGGAUUGUAGAGAAAGCUUACUAUAUUUCAUACGGAGAAGAAGGCAUUGCCAGUCAUCGAAUGAAUUGUUCUUGUCAGAGCAGAUACAAUGUUUUGGUGGUGCAUCAACCAGACUGUGUUCUACUUGGAAUUGCUGAUGCCUUGGUUAGAAUAUUUCUAUGUUGUUGCCUGGAAUAGCUCAAUGAACUAUCUAUAUAUCUGAUUUAUUAUUUGCAAAGGAAACCUCAGUAUAAAUCCAGUUUCAGCAAGUUGAUUCA